AGUUUGGCAGUGCUGCAAAAUUUCCUACCAGGGCACGUGUCUGCUUCAGAUCAGUGCGGCCCCACUCCACUCCUCCAUCUUUUAUUCUUAGCCCUCGGAUCCAGAUUUGAUUGUGGAUACUGAAUACACCGACCAAAAUAACACCCGCGGCGCACGGUGGCUCUCUCCUCCGCCGUCCAUCGUCUGUCCGCGCUUCUGCUUCCGAAACCCAUGUCAUGUCCCCCCUUUUGGAAUCGCAACCGCAUCAAUCUAGCAAAUAAACAGAUGCCGCGUCACACCCAAUCGCAUAAGCUAAACAUAAUUUGACACACACUGGAUUCCCCCCCCCCCCUUAUUUUCUUUUUAUUUUGUGAUUUUCAUCGACUUGUGGAUAUUCUUUUCCCUUGACCUUCUUAUUUCUUUUCUUUUAUUAAUUUAUUGUUUUUGGGGUUUCUUUCCCUCCUUUUAAGAACAAUCCCAUGAAUUCCCAAUCACUCCCUCUCUCUCUCUCUCUCUCUCUCUCUCUCUCUCCGCUUAAGCACUUCUCCUACUGAAAUCUUUUCAAAACCUUCGCUUCUCCGUUAAUACAACUUGAGAACUCUCUAAUUUAUCGUUCUGUCGGCUCCUCCUCUGACCUCUGCUCCGUCAUAUCUCUGUAUCUUCUUGCUUUUUCUUCCACCUUAUCUGAAGCGAGCUCUGGCACUCUACGGACAUGGAUGGAGGAGGACAGUACAACCCUCGCACAGUAGAGGAGGUUUUCAGGGACUUCAAGGGCCGUAGAGCUGGCAUGAUCAAAGCCCUCACCACUGAUGUUGAAGAAUUUUAUCAGCAGUGCGAUCCUGAGAAGGAGAAUCUUUGCCUUUAUGGGUUUCCUAAUGAACAGUGGGAAGUUAACUUACCUGCUGAAGAAGUACCUCCUGAGCUCCCAGAACCUGCAUUAGGAAUCAACUUUGCCAGAGACGGCAUGCAAGAAAAGGAUUGGCUGUCUCUGGUUGCUGUUCACAGUGAUGCUUGGCUACUUGCAGUGGCAUUCUAUUUUGGUGCGAGAUUUGGUUUUGAUAAAACUGACAGGAAACGCCUCUUUACUAUGAUAAAUGAUCUGCCUACAAUAUUUGAGGUUGUGACUGGAACAACAAAGAAACAGGCGAAGGAGAAGUCGUCAGUUUCAAAUCAUAGCAGCAACAAAUCCAAGUCAGGCUCGAAAGCGCGAGGAUCCGAAUUGGGCAAGUUUGCAAAGGGAAUGCCGGCAAAGGAUGAGGAUGACGUAGUGGAUGAGGAAGAUGAAGAAGAGCAUGGGGAGACCUUGUGUGGGGCAUGUGGGGAGAAUUAUGCCGCAGAUGAGUUCUGGAUAUGUUGUGACAUAUGUGAGAAGUGGUUUCAUGGCAAGUGUGUGAAGAUCACCCCUGCGAGGGCUGAGCACAUCAAGCAGUACAAGUGCCCCUCGUGCAGCAAUAAGAGAGCACGCCCUUGAUAUCACAGGGAGGUGGAUUGAUUCUCAUCCCUUGUAAUUCUCUUAUGUUGGACUUAGCUAACUAUUUAGUUAGUCAGGUUUGUUUUUUUUUUUUUUUGUUGUGCCAUUUUAGUGCAGCAUAUGUAUUCAGUAAUUUGGUCUUGGGGAUAAUGUUAUUUGGACAUGUUAAAUAUUUGGUAGUUUGCAGAUUCUGAACGUCUUCUGUUAAAUCUGAACUAUGACAUGUAUUUUCCACCGUGUGAGAAGUCAUUUCCCCUGUCAAGGUGCAAAAGACUUUGAUUUAUCA
Carya illinoinensis is the source of this 1736-nucleotide messenger RNA. RefSeq names its product PHD finger protein ALFIN-LIKE 4-like. Gene Ontology annotation, cellular component: nucleus. Gene Ontology annotation, molecular function: transcription cis-regulatory region binding; transcription coregulator activity; histone binding. The transcript has 5 exons. NCBI's taxonomy places the organism in Eukaryota, Viridiplantae, Streptophyta, Magnoliopsida, Fagales, Juglandaceae. Gene Ontology annotation, biological process: regulation of DNA-templated transcription. The record is from RefSeq and is a predicted model, not a curated record. The coding region runs from base 692 to 1450 and encodes 252 amino acids.